AGCGUACCUAAACGCCAUUUCAAGAGACGAGUCGACGGAAUACUUCGAGCCGCUCACUCGCCUACACGUGGAGCAGCGAUGACUACGCUUCGCGAAACGUUUCUCUGAGAUAUUCUUUCGAGGCGUCUGAAGGGUUGCCUAAAGUUGCCACCACUGCGCUCGCCACAAGUGCUGAAUCAUGCCAAAAGCAGCGCGUCUUCCAUAUACAACAAACUCUUGGCAUGCACUCGAGAACGACUGCACAGGAGGCAACAAAUGCAGGCUGACAGUUCCAUGUACACAGCAUGGCGGUGACAGUUGCCGGCUAUUGGAGCACGGCCAUGAGAUCAGCGAGAUCCUUCUGUGCGCGGGCCUACAGCUGCUUGAGAACAUCCGAUACGAACGAAAGGGUGACGCCUGUAUUGCACUCGCACAGGCGAGCACUUGUGGACACGUGUUUUUCCACCCACACGUAGAAGUCCGCAAUGAUCGGGCACUGGAUCUCGUCGAAUGGCUGCUCACCGAGCACCGGUGCAUCACAGCGAUCGAAUUGACCUGGAGAGCCAUGUGCCGUGUUUCGUUGGUGGCGGCAUUGAAACAGAAUCGCUCCUUGAAAAGCCUUACUGUGUGCACAAGCAUUCACAGGUAUGAGUCGGCUUCCGUGUUAGACGUGGUUAAAUCUCUGACGCAUCUAGAGAAGCUGUCAUUCAAGGAGUACGGUUGCGACGACGUGUGGAACAUGUGCCCAACUUCGACUGGGAGUGCACCCGGAGCCGAGAUGGACCACCUCACGACUCUCGACGUGACAGAGCUUGUAAUGACUCGCCUAAUGGCAAGGCGCCUCGUCGAGACGCUCAUUCGAAAUCGAAGCAUUACUGAUCUCUCAGUGGGAGAGAUCGUCUUCAGCGCUGGCUUACGCAACUUAGGUGCACUCUUCGUCCAGUAUUUGGUGAAGGAAGACUCCUUCUUGAAGAGGCUGACGUUGACGAGUGCCUAUUUUUCCGGUCGGCGGCGGCUGCUGCUGGCACUGAUCGACGCUGUGUGCCGGAUGACUUCGUUAGAAGAGCUGAAUGCCAACCUUGGCAUUAGCAGCCAAAACAUCGUAGGUUCGACUGCCCUCUUCGCCGAUGUGGUUGCUCGAAACGCCACCAUACGCCGCCUGAAUUUGCCUUCGGCGUACUGCGUGCAUGGCACGGCAGUUUGUUACCACGCUCCCGAACGGCUGCACCCCGAUGCUGCAAAAUGCAUGGAGCGCUGGCUUUUAGCUCUGCGCACGCCGAACUCUAUGCUCAACGAGCUUCGCAUCGACUUGCGGGGCUUUGACGAAGCGGAGUGCAGCGCAUUCAUGAACGCAGUCGCAGACAAUGAAACACUGAAGUUGGUGACCGUGCAUUCGCUGUCCAGCGCAGCGAGUCUUGACAGCGUCUGCAAAACUAUCCGUCGGCGAGGCCUUAGCGAUAGAGUCAUCGUUGAGGACCUUCACGUGGAUCCUACGACCGUAACGAUGUUGAAGCGGUGCCCGGAAAUCAGCAGCGCAAAACUUGACGCGAGACACUUUGGGUUCUUAGGAUGUGUCGAGCAGGAGGCCGCCAGCUCGGCGUUCCAAGUUCUCGGGGACUGUGUUCACAUGAACUCGCUUCGGGUGAACUGCGAGUCCUUCGGUCGCACUGCGCUGUCCGCCUUGGCAGCAUGCAUACGACGUUCGUCCACCCUCAAGAGCGUCGAGAUUAAAAUGCUAGUUCGUUUGCCUCUAGCGACACUACAGGAGCAUCGGGAAGUGGAAAAGGAAAUAAUAUCUGCGCUCGCCUCCAACACCAACCUCACUAGAGUCAGCUUCAAAUGUCUGCACCUGAUCGCUGACGACUUGGCUCUGUUCGCGGAUGAUGCUCUCAAGAGACGGAAGCUCACCGAGUUCUGCCUGGAUCCCUUCUGUAUUGACGAAGCGAUGUGGCGGGACAACUUUUGUUCAUGGCACCAAGCUGAGGGGAUGAACACUUUGCCCAACAACAGAAUGCACGUACUGGCAAGCAUACAGCUUUCUGUAUGA
Molecule: messenger RNA, 2026 nt
Organism: Dermacentor silvarum
Lineage: Eukaryota; Metazoa; Arthropoda; Arachnida; Ixodida; Ixodidae
Exons: 4
Coding region: 179-2026 (615 amino acids)
Source: RefSeq, a predicted model, not a curated record